AUGUCUUCCUCAGAAGAAGAAAUCCUCCUUCUGGGACCAAGCAUCGUCGACGGCUCCGGAACAAAACCAGCAUACAUUGCCAACGUGCUCAUCAAAAAUGGCCACAUUGCCCAGAUCAGCAAUCAAGACAUCCCAACAUCUCCAAACACCCGGAUCAUCGACUGUCAGAAGGGAAAAUUCUCCCUCUGUCCCGGCUUCAUCGACAUGCAUGCCCAUUCCGACCUGUCACUCCUCCACACCCCGGACCAUCUCGCCAAGAUCACGCAGGGCGUUACCACGGAAGUCAUCGGGCAAGACGGAAUCGGAUAUGCGCCUGUCGAUGAUGAUGAUGAUGAUGGUGGUGGUGGACUGGCAAGGAUCCGAAAGCAGAUCCGAGGGUGGAACGGCGAUCUCCCAGAUGCGGAGGCCUUCACAUGGAGAUCCGUGAAGCAAUAUCUGGACGUCAUGGAUUCGAACGGCGGUCGCGCGACGAACGUGGCCUUCCUCGUUCCGCAGGGGAAUCUGCGGAUCUUGGUCAAAGGGUGGGAUUCCUCCCCUGCGACUUCGGAGGAACUGGCGCAGAUGCAAGAGAUCUUGCGCAGAGGCUUCGAAGAGGGCGCCGUGGGGAUGAGUUCCGGCCUCACCUACGUUCCCGGCAUGUUUGCCAGCGACCAGGAAAUCGCUACUCUCUGCGAGACCGUGCGGGAAUUCGGAGGGUACUACUGUCCGCACACGAGAUCCUACGGGAAGGGGGCGUUGCAAGCUUACGGGGAAAUGAUUGCCCUGGCCGAGAAGGUGGGCGUGCGAUUACAUCUCACGCACGCGACGAUGAAUUAUGAGGAAAACGCGGGGCGUGCGCAGGAAUUGUUGGAUCUGAUCGAUCGGGCGGCUGCUGCUGAUGGAGUGGAGAUUUCGUUGGAUACGUACCCUUAUCUCCCCGGUUCGACGACUCUGGCCUCGACGCUCCCGAGCUGGGUGGGCGGCGCUCCGGAUCCUGCAUCUCUCCUGCGCGAUCCCGCCACCUUGGAGCAGAUCCGCCGAGCCGCGAUGGUCGAAGGCACGGAUGGCUGCCAUGGCUGUACACUGCACUGGUCCCUCCUAGAAAUCGGCGGCGUGCAGAACGCCGCGUUGCAAGAGAGAUACGUCGGCAAGACGAUCCAGCAGAUCGCAGACGAGGAGCGGAAAGACGCCUUCGACAAGUACGUGGAAAUCCUGCUCGAGGAUCAUUUCAACAGUACGAUCCUCUCCCAUUCGGGACACGAAGGCAAUGUGAGGAAGAUCAUGCGACAUGCGCGGCAUACGGGGGGCUCGGACGGGAUUCUGACGAGUACGAAACCGCAUCCCAGGGGUUGGGGCACGUUUCCGAGAUACUUGGGGCAUUACGCGAGGGACCUCCCAAGGGGCAGGGAGAGGGAUCUCUAUCAUGCUAGCUCGAGCGAGGUCUACAACGCCGUCGAGCCCGAGGCCAUCUUUUCGGGGGGCUUGGAAGAGGCGGUGGCGCAUUUGACUUCGAGGCCCGCGGCCGUGAUUCGAGUCCAGGAUAGAGGGUUGGUGAAGGAAGGGUAUAAGGCCGAUCUGGUGCUUUUCGACAAGGAAGAGAUCCGGGAUGUCGCGACGUUUGCGAAUCCACAGCAGGCUGCGAAGGGGAUCCGGAUGGUGAUGGUUAAUGGGACGAUUGUUGUGGAUGAAGGGGAGGCGUUGGGUGUGAGGGCCGGACAGACGAUCCGGGGGAGGGAGGAGGAUGGGGAAAGGGUUGUAAGGUGA
Lecanosticta acicola is the source of this 1743-nucleotide messenger RNA. Lineage: Eukaryota; Fungi; Ascomycota; Dothideomycetes; Mycosphaerellales; Mycosphaerellaceae. The record is from the annotation of a GenBank genome assembly.